AUGAAACAGUUAACCGACGUGUACAAGGAUGAUUGCCUGAAAAAAACAGCUGUCUACGAGUGGGCUAAGCGAGAGGGAGCUCCCUCCACCUCUCGAACGGCACAAAACGUCGGUCGCCUGCGCGUGCGUGUGCUCGGAGACCGUCGGGUAAGCCUCAGAAUGUUGGAAGACGAGUUGGGUAUCAACAAGGAAACCAUUCGACAGAUGCUACACGAGGAUUUAGGGAUGCGCAAGUUGUGCGCGAAAAUGGUUCCCAAAGUGCUCACAGUUGAGCAGAAAGAGCUUCGUUUAUCCAUCUGUGAAGACAUGAUUUCUCGAAUUGAGGAGGAAGGAGAAGACUGGAUGUCAAAUGUUAUUACCAGAGACGAGUCUUGGGUGUUCCAGUAUGACCCUGAGACCAAACGACAGAGCAUGCAGUGGGUGGAAAAGGGGGGGAAGCGUCCCACAAAAGCCAGAAUGUCGAAAUCAAAAGUGAAAUCUUUGCUCAUCGCAUUCGGCAUUCCAACGCUUCCGCACCCCCCCUACAGCCCGGACCUGGCCCCCUGCGACUUUCAUCUCUUUCCACAAUUGAAGUCCUACCUCAAGGGCAACCGAUACGAUGGCGUCGAGGAGGUGCAACGUGUCACGACACGGGUGCUGAGGGACCUAUCUUCAGGGGGCUUCAGGGGGUGCUUCCAAUGGUGGAUCCAACGGUGGCGCCGGUGCAUCGAGCUAGAGGGAGACUACUGCGAAGGAUUAUAA
Molecule: messenger RNA, 741 nt
Organism: Cylas formicarius (sweet potato weevil)
Lineage: Eukaryota; Metazoa; Arthropoda; Insecta; Coleoptera; Brentidae
Product: histone-lysine N-methyltransferase SETMAR-like
Exons: 1
Coding region: 1-741 (246 amino acids)
Molecular function (GO): nucleic acid binding
Source: RefSeq, a predicted model, not a curated record